Beta vulgaris subsp. vulgaris (sugar beet) is the source of this 798-nucleotide messenger RNA. RefSeq lists its product as uncharacterized. Gene Ontology annotation, molecular function: actin binding. The coding region runs from base 49 to 798 and encodes 249 amino acids. Lineage: Eukaryota; Viridiplantae; Streptophyta; Magnoliopsida; Caryophyllales; Amaranthaceae. The transcript is spliced from 2 exons. The record is from RefSeq and is a predicted model, not a curated record.
CUCUUCAAAAGAUCUAAUUCUUCGCGGUACCGGGCGAAGUCUAGCGCCAUGGAAUUGAUUGAAGUCCCUACAGUGCAAUCAGCCAUUUGCACUCAUCAUUCUGAAUGGCUUCAAACUACUAUAUCAGGUGUGCAUGAGAAAAUGGAGGCCAUUCUGAAUCAAUUGGAAGAAGAUGUUUCUCCACUGCAAAAUUCUGAAAUAUAUGCGAAAGUAAAAGUGACAAUCACAAGAGCAGUUGAAGAGCUCUGUGUAUCUUACCGUUCCUUAGCAGAGAAAUAUGAGCGCGUGAAAUGUGUUGCAAUGGAUGUCCAAAGUUCAGAAUCAUCACCUGCUUCGGAUAAUAGAAACAUGAAAAACAUGGAAGUCUUGGGAGCACGGGAUGUUUCUCAGUUAGAGGCUAUUGUUUUCUAUCCCGAAUCCACUGUGGAAGAUGCUGAUAUUGAAUGUGAAGCCACUAUGAUUGACCUUGAACAUAACCAGAGAGUUGAAAAUAACUUAGAACACAAAGAUGGAGGCGGGAUUAAGCCAAAAUUUGCCUGGUCUGAUGGAGUGAAUUACAAAUUUUCAAAGCUGGUUGAAGAAAACACACAGUUGCAGAUUGAGUUGAUCAGAAGAAACUCUGAGAAAAGAGAGACCAUCAGAAAUCUUCAGGAUCAGGUCAGCAGACUGAGGGUUGAAAAUGACACCCUGCAACGUACUCUAAGUUACUUAGAUCGUAACCAACAGAACCUCCAAGUGAAUUCUCCAAGGAGGAAAGCAAUACUUCUAGAAAAGCUUUUCAAAGGGUGUUCUCCAUAA